AUGGGUGCGUUGAAGAAUUCCACUGCCCAGCGUAGGGUUAGCCCUCGACUGCAGAACCUUCCCGACGAUCAACGGCCCUACUAUGGUCCCAGUCCGAAACGGACAUCCGACUCCGCCCAAAACGACGCCGUUGCAAAGAAGAAACCCAAGGUUGAGAAACCCUCAGCACCGGCGCAAAAGUCUGAGCCCAAUGCGAAAUCAAGUAAGGAAAAAGAAAAAGUCGAAGCUCAAAAUGGAGAGAGCGAGACCAAGACUGACCCGGAUGUGGAAGAUGGUGGUGCGGAUUUUUUUGCCCCUGAUGGACGUUUGACUGAUGAAAACGGUGUAAGCUUCACGGCACGCUUGAAAGAGACGCUCAGACUUUUUAAUUUGCAUUACCUUCACUUUAUUCAGGAAGAGGAGAAAAGAUGCAGUAAGAUGGAGAAUGGAACUGCAUGUUGUGAUGAUCUUAAGGAGCCUUCCAGGAGACCUGGGAAUGAUAGUGCAUGUGACGAUAAGAGGCAGUCCAAGAGACCCGAUCUGAAGGCAAUUUCUAAGAUGCUGAGCAACAAUGAAAUUUUAUACCCUGAACGAAAAAUUGGUCAUGUCCCAGGUAUUGAGGUCGGGCAUCAAUUUUUCUCUCGGGCUGAAAUGGUGGCUGUAGGGUUUCAUGCACACUGGUUAAAUGGAAUCGAUUACAUAGGAGAAUCUAGAGGCAAGGAGAAAUACAAACGCUAUACCUUACCACUCGCAGUAUCAAUUGUGAUGUCCGGCCAAUAUGAAGAUGAUGUUGAUAACAAAGAAGAAGUUAUCUAUACUGGUCAAGGUGGACAUGAUUUACUUGGUGAUAAAAAGCAAAUUAAACAUCAAGUUUUGCUUCGAGGUAAUUUGGCUCUUAAGAAUAAUAUGGUGCAGUCAAUUCCUGUUAGAGUCAUCCGUGGACAUAAAUGUGUGAAUAGUUAUAGUAAGAAAGUUUAUACAUAUGAUGGACUAUACAAGGUUGUCGAUUAUUGGGCUGAUAAGGGUGCUGCUGGAUUUGACGUGUUUAAGUACUGUUUAAAGCGAGAUGGAGGACAACCCAAAUUGCUCAGCAAACAGGUUCAUUUUAUUCGUGGCCGAGGGUCUAAAGUUCAGCCUGAAAUACCUGGGUUGGUGUGCAAGGACAUCUGUAAUGGUCAAGAAAAUAUAUGCAUUCCUGCUACCAAUGUCAUUGAUGUUCCUCCUAUGGCGCCUGAAGGCCUUACAUAUACUAAAUCCAUUGAAGUUGCAAAAGAUGUGAACAUUCCAUCGUGUGCUCCUGGGUGCAGUUGCAAAGGAAAUUGUACCAAUCCACUGACUUGCUCUUGUGCUAAACUCAAUGGCUCAGAUUUUCCUUAUGUUGCUCGAGAUGGUGGAAGAUUAAUUGAACCGAAGGCUGUUGUGUUUGAGUGUGGUCCAAAUUGCGGCUGUGGACCUGAUUGUGUGAACCGUACAUCUCAGAGGGGAUUAAAUCAUCGACUUGAGGUAUAUCGGACAGCUGACAAAGGCUGGGCUGUUAGGUCUUGGGACUUUAUUCCCUCUGGUGCACCAGUAUGUGAAUACACUGGAGUUCUUAGGAAGAAUGAUGACCUAGACAGCGUCUCAGAGAAUGACUAUAUAUUUGAAAUUGAUUGCUGGCAUACAAUGAACGGGAUUGGGGGAAGAGAGAAGCGAAUGUGUGAUGUGUCUAUUCCAAAUGGUGAUGCUGAGAAAGGAUUUAGCAAGCUAUCAGAAAGUGAGCCUGAGUUUUGCAUAGAUGCCGGUUCCUACGGUAACAUUGCUAGAUAUAUCAAUCACAGCUGCGAGCCUAACCUCUUUGUCCAGUGUGUUUUGAGCUCUCAUCAUGAUGUUAGGCUAGCUAGAGUCGUGCUAUUUGCUGCAGAUAAUAUACCUCCGUUGCAGGAACUUACAUAUGACUAUGGUUAUGAACUCGACAGUGUGGUUGGUCCUGAUGGAAACAUAAAGAAGUUGCUUUGCUAUUGUGGUGUAGAUGGCUGUCGAAAGCGUUUGUACUAG
This is a messenger RNA of Prunus armeniaca (apricot), 2013 nucleotides long. The record is from the annotation of a GenBank genome assembly. Lineage: Eukaryota; Viridiplantae; Streptophyta; Magnoliopsida; Rosales; Rosaceae.